This is a messenger RNA of Diaporthe batatas, 1404 nucleotides long. RefSeq lists its product as uncharacterized. Gene Ontology annotation, biological process: protein phosphorylation. Lineage: Eukaryota; Fungi; Ascomycota; Sordariomycetes; Diaporthales; Diaporthaceae. Gene Ontology annotation, molecular function: ATP binding; protein kinase activity. The record is from RefSeq and is a predicted model, not a curated record. The coding region runs from base 1 to 1404 and encodes 467 amino acids. The transcript has 4 exons.
AUGUCCAAUGUCAAGGAGUCCAGCCCCGUUGAGGAGAGGAUGAAUGACUCCGACGACAUAAAUCCCGAUGACACAUACUUCGAUUACGAUGGAGAUCUUGAUCACGCACCGGCGACUUCCCUCGGCACAUAUUUAGAUGGGAUCAACGAAGGUCUCGAACCCUUAGAAGACUACCAGGAUGGCGGAUUUCAUCCAGUCCAUCUCGGUGACAUACUAGGCGAAUGCAACAAGUACCGGGUUAUUCACAAGCUAGGCCAUGGUGGCUUCGGAACCGUAUGGCUUUGCCGAGACUCGAAUAAUUUAGGAUACGUUGCAGUUAAGGUUAUGACGGCAGAUAUCAAACCGGAAGCUCUUCCAGACCUUGCCUUGACUGGACUGAAUCAAAUCUCUCCUGGCGCUGAAUGUAUCGGUGUUCCCUUGGAUUCUUUCUCAAUUACUGGGCCGAAUGGGGAGCACCAAUGUAUCGUACUCCCAGUACUUGGCCCCUGUGUUUCACCCAGGCUCUGGUUGGACCUGAAAGAUCCUGUACCUAUUCUACGGAAGAUGGCCCAUCAAUGUGCCCUAGCUAUGAAAUUUCUACAUGACAAUAAGAUUUGCCAUGGAGACUUCCGACCAUCAAACAUCCUCACAAGACUAGCCAGCUUUGAUCGGCUUUCUGAGGAUGAAUUAUUAUUGCUUAUUGGAACACCUGAGAAGACUUAUGUGUGCACAGAGUCUGGGAAGGAACUUCCAACGUCCUCGCCACGUUAUCUCACAAUUCCCGCCAACCUCUCCAAAUUACUUGACAGGUACCUCACCGACCAGAUCUGUGUUAUCGACUUCGGCGAGUCUUUUCCGAUAUCUUCGCCUCCGGAGCAUCUGGGCACCCCUGAAAAUUACCUCCCGCCCGAGGUGCUUCUAGAGCAAGAGAACGCUAUUUCUCCGGCCUGUGACCUCUGGGCACUCGGUUGCACGUUGUUCGAGGUCCGGCAACAGCUUGCUCUCUUCUACAUGAUCUUCGAUAAGGACGAGCUCUUGGCAGAAAUGGUUCGUUUCUUUGGGAAACCACCUAAAGAGUUGUGGGAUCGGUGGGAGGCACGGGGGGACUUCUUUAAUGAUCAAGAGGUGUGGCUUCGACAAGGAGAUCACGAGGAUUGGUCACUAGAGGUGGCCUUGAGAAAGCCUAUGCAGACCAUCAUACAGGACGGGGACCAGAAGGGAGAGGUGGAAAAAUCCUUGACCACCCAUACAAACGAGCAGGCCAUGAUGGCGGAUCUUCUGCAUAGGCUCUUCCGCUGGGACCCUGAGGAACGCUUGUCGAUCGAGGAGGUGUUGGCACACGCGUGGUUUAAGAUGCAAAGUAGUACUGUCUGGACGGCGCCGUUGGUUAGAAUCGUCCGCACAACUAGCCCAAGGGCCUUGUGA